UUUGGUAGAUCAAAAUUCGAAUCAAUAACUUUCUCAAAAAUGUCCUGCACUGCUUUAAUGAUUGCUGAAAAACCUUCUCUUGCUGAAUCAAUUACGAAGCUUUUAGCACCUAAUGGCCGAUACAAGACCCGAAGGCAAGCCACUCCCGUUCAUGAAUAUGUUGCAGAAUUUCGUGGUUCUAUGUGCAAAUUUAAGUUUACUUCGGUCAAAGGGCAUGUUUAUGGUUUGGAAUUCUCGAAAGAAUAUCAUAAUUGGAGUAUUGACCCAUUGGAGUUAUUUACUGCACGAACAGUUAAAGCAGAAGCUUCAAAAUCAGGAGGCAUCUGUCAUCAUUUGAAACAAGAAUCAAAAGGUGUCGAUUAUGUUAUCCUUUGGUUGGAUUGCGAUAAAGAGGGUGAAAAUAUAUGCUUUGAAGUUAUUAAAAACGUUCGCGAAGGUAUGAAAAAACCGCCCGAUGGUCAACCAAAGGACAGUCGAAUUUUACGUGCGAAGUUUUCUGCAAUCACGGCAACUGAUAUUCGUAAAGCAAUGAAUAACUUGACUUUUCCAAAUAAGAAUGAAGCUUUAGCUGUGGAUGCACGUCAGGAAUUUGAUCUCAAAGUUGGCUGUGCCUUUACACGGUUCCAAACUAGAUUUUUUAACCAAAAAUACGGAAACCUUGAUUCUAGUGUAAUAUCCUAUGGUCCUUGUCAAACACCUACUCUUUCUUUUUGUGUUUCUCGACACGAUCAGAUCAAGUCGUUUAGUCCAGAACCAUUUUGGACUUUAUCAGUUUCUGUAACUAAACAAGGUACUAAUGGUGUGCAGUUGGGCCCUGAAAUACAUCUUAGUUGGGAGAGAGCUAGAGUUUUUGAUAAAAACGUUGCAACAACAUAUCAAACUAUGGUUAGAGAAUGUAAAGAGGCCAA
Messenger RNA from Racocetra persica, 908 nucleotides. Lineage: Eukaryota; Fungi; Glomeromycota; Glomeromycetes; Diversisporales; Gigasporaceae. The record is from the annotation of a GenBank genome assembly.